This is a messenger RNA of Musa acuminata subsp. malaccensis (wild Malaysian banana), 2433 nucleotides long. NCBI's taxonomy places the organism in Eukaryota, Viridiplantae, Streptophyta, Magnoliopsida, Zingiberales, Musaceae. The record is from RefSeq and is a predicted model, not a curated record.
AAGAAGGCUUCUUUUCUUCUUUUUCUUAAAGCCUUAUUUUCUUCUUUUUCUUAAAGCCAUAUAAUAGCAAUAGCGAAGUCAGAGGACUCGACGGGAUCCGUCGGAUCGAAUUAGCGGUGUCAUGUAAUCCAGCUGUCAGGACGUAGCACCCGUUCAUGACGCAUCAGACGGCGAUGAAGGGGUUUCUCCUUCGCAAAAGCAGGCAAGCGAUGUGUCUCGGUGACGCAGCGCCUUCCGCCGCGAAAGUUCCAAGCAGUUGAUGCGUUGGAGGAGGGAGGUGAGGAGGCAGGCGGUGUUCCCAGGUAACGUUUCGCCAUCCAAAGUUAGCAACUUGGGAACCUUGCUUGACGGGAUGACUCCCAUGUCUACUACCACUUCUUUCCAAGAUGUUGACUCUGUUGGCGGUCAAGUCCAACUCUCCGUCGCGGGCUAAUCUGGGGUUGGCUGCUCCGGAUACUAUCGAUCUAAGACUGGUGGUAAUGCAAUCUGACGCAGAUGCUAUACAUAAUGAAGUAGUGGAUGGCUUUUCAGGAGUUUCUUACAGAACUUUGGGAUGGAUGUCCAUCAAGUGGUAUGACUCCUCAUUCCUCAUUUAGUAUAAAACUACAUAGAAGAGCAAGCAAUCAAAUGUUCACAAAAUAUGAUUUUGAGAAGUUUUCUUUCUUUUAAUGUUUGUGCAACACUUUUUCUCUUUAUUGUUCUUUCCAUGAUUCGAUCAUAGAGAUGCUCUUAUAUGCUUUCUUUUGCAGGUGUACUUGGUUGUCUCUUCAUGGCUGCCGUAAAGCCUGAGAGUAUAUUUAGUAUGGACUUGCCUACUGUUCUUGCUAAGUUCCUUUAAGCAAGGAAGAUAACAAUAGAUUUCAGAAUUAUCACUGUGCCAAGAAAUGCAUUCUCUGGGAGCUUAUUCUUGUUCUUUUGAGACGACAUGAAUGAUUUAGUCAUUCUUUUAAAUCUUUGUGUAAUCUCCCCAACUCAAACAAGCUUUUCAUGGUACAGCUGAUGCUCCCUGGCUUCUCUACAACCUCAUCAAUGACUGUCUUGAGCUUGCUGGUGCUGUCAAGGUGGAUACCUGGAUGCACAUUGCGAGGCACACCCAAUCGUGUUUCACUCAAUCUUGCUGCUUGUGACAGGUAAUGAUGGAGAGAAGCUGUCCUUCCUCAGCUAACCUCUCUACCUCCUCAUCCUCCACAUCCACGGUCACCAUCACUGCCGAUGACCGCUCCACUCCUGCUGCUGGCAAUCCUUGUGGUCAGGGCGGCUGUGGCAGCUCUAUCAGCAACAGCAAGACAAGCAAUAGCAACGUACAGAGCUCACUCAGGUCCCUCAACAGAGCCUCCUACAAGAUCUCCAAGCCUGUUCAAAGAAACGCUGCCGCUGUCCCUGAGCCUAACACCGUUGCUGCUCCGGCCGCUGCUGCUGCGCAGCCGCUGGCGCCGCCGGGUCCUCAGGCGGGGACCAGCGUUGGUAGCGGCGGGGGAGCUCCGCCGUACCAGCCGCAGCCGCCGGUGUACAACAUCGACAAGAACGACUUCCGCGACGUCGUCCAGAAGCUCACCGGUUCGUCCGCGCACCACCAGAGCCGCCCUCCGCCUGCCGAGGCGCCGCCGCCUGUCCCUCCUCCUGCCGCUGCCGCGGCCGCCCCCACCUCACGUCUCCACCGCAUCCGCCCGCCGCCGUUGGCCCACCUCUCCCCCCGCCCUCCGGCGCUGGUCCCCGCUCCGCCGCUGCCUGCCGUGGACCCCUGGACGCGGCCACCGCUGUCGCCUCUGCCGCCGCUCCCCACCGUCAGCGCCGCGGCGGAAUCGCCAAUCUCGGCCUACAUGCGACGCCUUCGCAGCGGCGGCGGCGGCCCGGCCCCGUCCCCCACGGCGGCGCCCGUGCUUCCGCCUUCGAGUUCGCCGCUAGGGUUCGGAUGCCUGCUGUCGCCGCGGACGGCAUACCAGAUGAUGAUGACUGCACCGGCACUGGGGUUGCCGACGUCCCCAGGGGUUCAGCUGCCGAGCCCAAGAUUAGGGGAUUCCUGAAGCAAGCAACUUUCAUCCCUUAGUUCUCAGUACAAACCUCGACGCAGGCGGUAAAGGAACCAGCGGCCGCAAUUAUUUGGAGAAACAGAUUUCUAGCCUCUACUUUGGAUUCUCUGGUUGAUCUCCUUUGAGACAUCUUGCAAGAUGUUCUUCCUGUGUAAUGUAGCUAUCAGUAGCAGUUUACAUUUGAACCACAGAGAAAUGCAUCCCUCCAACAUUCUGGAUUGCAGUCUGGUAUGUAUUACCAUCAACAGAAAGUGGCUGUACAGGAUUAGUAUUAGAAUACAAUUUGAAAUCUUGGCAACCUCGCGAUCUUAGUUCUUUAGCUGUUUAAAAGGUUCAUUUAGAUCUACACUUGUAAUGUUUGUGUCAGUCUGACUUGUUAUCAAUGGGCACUGUGCUUAUCUAA